Spathaspora passalidarum NRRL Y-27907 is the source of this 1224-nucleotide messenger RNA. RefSeq lists its product as uncharacterized. Lineage: Eukaryota; Fungi; Ascomycota; Pichiomycetes; Serinales; Debaryomycetaceae. Gene Ontology annotation, molecular function: protein binding. The record is from RefSeq and is a predicted model, not a curated record. The coding region runs from base 25 to 1224 and encodes 399 amino acids. The transcript has a single exon.
UUUUGCUAGAGAUUUGGCUAUAUAAUGAUCACUACGUUGUUUUAUUUAUAUUUCCUAACCAUUAUACGGUUUUUAUUUUUACAACUUGAUUCAAUGAUAGCAAUUAGAAAACCGUUAAUUUUAACCUUACCUGAUGAAAUAAUAUAUGAGAUCUUGGGGUAUUUGAACCAAAUUAAUAUUUUACUGGUUCGUCUAAUUAAUUUAAGAUUUUACAUUGUCGCUACUGAGAAGUUAUUCAAUUUUGUAUAUGUUAAUAAUGGUGAUCCGGUUGUGAUUGGUCCCGAUGUUAAUUCUCCAUUCUACCUCAAAUACACUGUGGUUAAUGGAUGGAACAAAUUUAUCACCUUGUUGAAUAUGAAGGAGUUGCAAUUUGUUAAUACUAUUGUGAUAUACACUGAUUAUGGUAUAACCCUUGAUUUCAAGAAAGUGAUUCGCUCAUCACCACGAAUAUCUAUCGAGUUCGAAUACAAGAAAAGCAUAAUUGUUCAUCAGGAGUUGUCCUUUUCCUCAUGGUUCAGGAUUGCCAUGACUGAAUUCAACUAUUCAAUUAAGAAGUUAACCAUCAAUGGAGGUGAAACUAAGUUGCUCCCUUUCUUUACCCGUUUGAAAUCGCUACGAAUCAUCAACGGUACUUCAACUAUGUUUGACAGUUUGAAACAACAAAUUACCAUUCGUGAUCUCUCAUUAGAAUUCCUUCAGCAACCAAUUCGACUUAUUGAUAUAAGGAAUAUUUUCAAUUUGGCUGAAAUAGUUUCACUUGAACUAAAAUUUGGGCUUUACCACCCACCUCCCUCAGUGGUAGAAUUGGCAAUAUUGGCUUCGCAAUUGAAGUCGGUUAAACAAUUGGCAAUUAUUUCACCAAACAUUAGAUUUGAUAAAGUCGUGCAUCAAUUAAAGCCAAAUAGUAUAACCAGUUUCUAUUUGAAAAUAUUAGGUAAUUAUUAUGAAACUCCGAGUUCGGGACUUGUCGAGAUUUUAAAAUAUCAACAGCAAUCUGUCAUGAAAGUGUAUUGGAGUUGUGUUAGGAGUAAUUCAAGGUUUAGACUGUAUGGAUUACAAGAAUUUGAUCGCGUUUAUAAAAAAUCUGGAGAUAACAAUAAGUUGGAAGAAGUUGUGUUUCUUUUGAAUAAUGGAAGGUUUGAAAAGUUGAAUCAAGUUGUAUUGAAUGAGAAUUAUUUUGCAAUUAAGAGUUUGCGAAAUACAGAGAUUGUUUGUUUAAAUUAG